This is a messenger RNA of Ilyonectria robusta, 4017 nucleotides long. RefSeq names its product RNA polymerase II-associated protein. Gene Ontology annotation, molecular function: RNA polymerase II complex binding. Gene Ontology annotation, cellular component: Cdc73/Paf1 complex. Gene Ontology annotation, biological process: regulation of DNA-templated transcription. NCBI's taxonomy places the organism in Eukaryota, Fungi, Ascomycota, Sordariomycetes, Hypocreales, Nectriaceae. Bases 254 to 3883 code for a protein of 1209 amino acids. The transcript has 2 exons. The record is from RefSeq and is a predicted model, not a curated record.
CUUCACUUUCACCCGCGAAUAGCCACGACCGUCGUUCCAUCGUCCACGCGAAUCCGCGCAAUCCAUCCAAACUCCCGGGCCUCGCGAUUGACUAUGCUCUUUGGAUUCUAAAUUGGCCGAUGAGCUGCAAGUCCGUCGACUCGAGGCGCAUUGCUAGCUGCUCCGAGCGACGCGUUCCUGCUCCCACCUCCUACCCCCCGACGAACUCGAACUCCUCGCCUCCCCCAUCCUUCAACAUCUCGUUCCGAUAGCCAUGGCGACGCAGCAGAAUGGCGCCGCCAAUGGUAUCAACGGCGACGCCGCUGCUGGCCCCGUGAGCACCCGAUUCACCGACAUCCCUUCUGCCAUCGACAUUCCCGUCCAGGGCGACCAGGAAGAUGAAGCCGUGGAAAUCGAUCUCGAGGACCUCGUAGAUGACCCUACCGAGCUCUGCACGCUUUUCGAGAAUGAACGCGCCGCGAAAACAUACUGGAUGACCGUCGCUCUCGCAUACGCAAAGCAGCACAAGAUCGACCACGCCAUCGAGAUGCUCCUCCGUGGCGGCAGCGCCAUCCAGAACAACAGCACGAACCCGCGUGAUAAAGUCAGCAUGAUCUGCUGUCUGUGUUGGAUGUACUUGUGGAAGAGUCGAGAAGCCCCUCGCGUCGCGCCAGAUGGAACUCGAGUGUCCGAAGCCAAGACGAAGGAGUACUAUCUCCAGCUCGCGACAUCCUCUCUCAACGAUGCCGCUCGACUCAACCCGUCGUUCCCACCCAUCUUUCUUGCCCGUGGCGUUCUCUUGCUUCUGAGAGCAUCGCUACAGGCGCCGUCCAAGACUGCUGGAGGUAUUGGAUCAGAGAAGCAUGAGCUCCUGAAGACGGCCGUCAAGUCCUUUGACGAUGCUCUCCGAGUCUCCCAGGGGAAGAAUAUGCUCGCACUAAUGGGAAAGGCGCGUGCACUCUUCUCUAUGCAUAAAUAUCCGGAAUCCUUGACCAUCUACCAAGAUGUGUUGCAGAAGAUGCCCGAUUUGGUGGAUCCUGACCCCCGAAUUGGUAUUGGCUGCUGUUUUUGGCAGCUCGGCUUCAAAGACGAUGCUAAGAUGGCCUGGGAAAGAUGUCUUGAGAUCAACCCCGACUCAAAGGUGGCUAAUAUCCUCUUGGGCUUGUACUAUCUUGACGCGAGCGGUCAUGUUCCGGUUAACAGCGAUGACUUCCUCAGGCUCUACAAGAAGGCCAUGACCGAGUAUACGCAAAAGUCCUUCAAGCUUGACAAGGACCUGCCCCUCACCUGUUCCACCUUUUCUAGCUAUUUCCUAUCCCGAAAGGCAUGGGAUAAUGCGGACAAGCUGGCACACAAGGCUAUCCAGUUUACUGAUGUCAACGCCAUCGCCAGUGAUGGCUGGUAUCUCCUGGCAAGAAAAGAGCACUACGGUGGCAAUACGGAACGUGCAAGCGAUUACUAUCGACGUGCCGACGAUGCGCGUGGAGGUGCCGAUACGGGCUAUCUUCCCGCGAAGUUCGGAGUAGCGCAGCUGUCUGUUCUGAAGAAUGACCUCGGAGAAGCCAAACUUCGAUUGGAGAAGAUGAUCCAGCAGUCAAAGAACCACGAAGCGAUGAUCCUUUUGGGUACGUUGUAUGCUGAGGAGGUCUUCACGAACCAGUACAGCGACAGCAAGGAGGAUAAGUCUGCCGAGCUGAAGAAGGCCAUCACCCUUCUCGAGGGGGUUCGAACUGCCUGGAAAGAUCCGAAGAAGACUCUGGCUCCAGAUGCUUCGGUGCUCCUCAACCUGGCGCGUCUAUACGAGACUGACCACCCAGACAAGGCCUUGCAGUGCUUGCAACAAGUGGAACAACUCGAACUUGAGCAGGUUCCUGCCUCGGAGCGCCCAACAGAUGUGACGGAUGAGACUGAAAUCCGUAGCGCCACUCGCAAGUUUCUGCCUCCACAACUCCUCAACAAUAUCGGCUGUUUCCACUCACAAGCAGAGAAGCAUGAGCUUGCUAGCGAGAUGUUUGAGGCUGCUCUGAGCGCUUGCAUGAGAAUCGGCGAGAAAGAUCCUGACAUGGACACUGAUGCCCUGGUCUCGACUAUCAGUUUCAACCUCGGCAGGAGUUACGAGUCUCGAGCCCUCACGGAUAAGGCUGUUGAAGUCUACGAAGGCCUCCUUGCUCGACAUGACGACUACACGGAUGCCCGUGCCAGACUUGCAUACAUCAAGCUCAGAAAGAACCCCAACAAGGAAGGGCCAGAUGCAGUCGCCAAACUGUACCAGGAAAACAACACCGACCUCGAGGUCAGGUCACUUUAUGGCUGGUACCUAGGCAAAGUUCACUCCAGGAAACGACCUGCCAAUAUCAAUGAAGAUCCCGAAUUCCGUCAUUACAAGCAUACGUUGCAGAACCAUGACAAGCAUGACAGGCAUGCUCUGGUUGGAAUGGGCAACCUCUACUUGGCGCAAGCAAGAGAGAUGCGGCGGGAGUCAGAUUCAGAGAAGCAGAAGCGAAGUGUGACGUACGGCAAGGCCGUCGAGUUCUUCGAAAAGGCCCUCUCCCUUGACCCCAAGAAUGCCUACGCCGCUCAGGGCAUCGCCAUUGCUCUUGUUGAGGAUAGGAAGGACUACAAGGGAGCCCUUGGAAUCUUCAACAAGGUUCGAGAAACUCUCAGGGACUCCCACUUGUAUGUCAACCUGGGCCAUAUUUAUGCCGAGUUGAGGCAGUACUCGAAGGCGAUCGAGCACUAUGAGAUUGCUCUCUCUCGGGAUGGAAAGGCCAACGAUCCUCUCAUCCUUGCUUGCCUGGGCCGCACUUGGUUGAACCGAGGCCGGGCGGAGCGCGACAUUGAUGCCUACACAAAGGCGCUUGAGUGCGCCCAGAAGGCCCUUGAAGUUGCUCCGGAGCAAGUCCAUUACAAGUUCAACGUUGCCUUUGUGCAGAUCCAGCUCGUUACCACCGUUCAGCUGCUGCCAGAGAACAAGCGCUCAUCAGAGCAGCUCGAGAAAGCAGCGGAGGGUCUCGAGGCUGCAAUUACGGCUCUGGACGAAAUCGCCGCCCAUCCUCAGACUCCCUAUCCUAAGCAUGAUGUUGAGCAACGUGCCAACAUGGCUCGCAACACCAUGCGCAAGCAGCUAGAAAGGGCUAUCGGCAAGCAAAAGGAGUGGGAGGAGAAGAACAAGGAGAAGAUCCAGGCUGCCAGGGAGCAGAGAGAGGCCGAGUUGAAACGCCGCGAGGAGGAACGUGAGAAGGUCUUGGAGAAGGAACGGCAGCGACAGGAGAAGAUCAAGAAGGAGCGUGAAGCGAUUGCAGCACGCGACAGGCAUCUGGCUGAACAGCGAGCGGAAGAGGAGCGUUCUCGCGUUGAGGCAGAGAUGACGACGGACAGCGAGACGGGAGACAAGGUGAAGCGGAAACGCAAGACUGCGCCACGUGCCUCCGGCGAACCGAAGCCUAAGAGGUCGUCGGGUGGAAAGAAGAAGAAGAAGGCCGAGCGAGACGAUGAUUCAGAGGAGGAGACGCAAACCAAAAAGAGACGUCGUCUCACAAAGAAGGAGUCGUCCAAGUUCAAGUCGGCUGAGAUUGUGGUGGACAGCGACGAAGACGACGAGGACGCCCUCGAACGUGCUGAGAGAAACCUCGAACGAGAUGAUAGCCCUCUUACGGAAGCGGACGAGGAAGCCGCUGACGACAAGAUGGAGGUCGAUGACGAGGCGAACCACGAGGGUGAAGACGACGACGAGGUGGCUCCCCGUCAGCAACACAAGCGGUCGCGUCGUGGACGGGUCGUCGAGAGCGACGAGGAGGAUGAGGAUGAGGAGCCCACACGGGCCAAGAGCCGCUCUGAUGAGGAGGAUGGUGGUCGCAAGGCGGAUACCAGUAUGGCGGACGCUGAUGACGAUGACGAGGAGUAGUGAAGAUACAGGAUGGGAGUGCUCUAUCUAGAAUGUUGUGUUGUGCUUAAAAGCCUCGGGUUGGCCCCAGGCAGGUUGUACUUAUAUGGCUAGAUGCUCUUACACCUGGACUAGGGGAAAUGGAAAGCGUGCUU